Messenger RNA from Radiomyces spectabilis, 1323 nucleotides. RefSeq lists its product as uncharacterized. Bases 147 to 1103 code for a protein of 318 amino acids. Gene Ontology annotation, biological process: positive regulation of transcription by RNA polymerase II. The record is from RefSeq and is a predicted model, not a curated record. The transcript is spliced from 4 exons. Gene Ontology annotation, molecular function: protein dimerization activity; DNA-binding transcription factor activity. Gene Ontology annotation, cellular component: RNA polymerase II transcription regulator complex. Lineage: Eukaryota; Fungi; Mucoromycota; Mucoromycetes; Mucorales; Radiomycetaceae.
CUUGCUUUUUUUCAAUUACGAAUUUUUUCUAUAUUUUAUUUUCUCUUUUCUUUCUCGGAUUGGUUUCUUUAUCUCUUUCAAUAUCCAGGUGUACUGUUUGAUUUGUCCAUUGGGUUUAUAUCGGUUGUCCUUACAAAACUGGUCCAAUGGAAAAACCAGAUAACAAAAUGAGAUCAAUGUACGAUUUAUCACGGGGUCGUUUCAAUCAACCUGGGCUCAGUUAUCGCUUUCGAUUCAGUAACACCAACCUUCCGUAUCCUCAAGGAAUAUCGUUUCUAUCCCUUGGCUCCGUGGUGGAGGAUAGUGACAAGCGAUCGGCGCAUAAUGCUCUCGAACGGCAAAGACGUGAAGGACUGAAUAACAAGUACCAGCAGCUGGCCCACGCCUUGCCCACCUUGCAGACCGUGCGUCGACCCAGCAAAACCAUGAUUGUUUCAAAGUCAUUGGAAUAUGGUAAAAACCUCGCUUUUCACAUAUAUUUAAAAGUGGCAUUCAUGACUAUGUACUCUUUUUUUUCAGUAUGCAAUUCGGACACCAGGGAAGCCACUUAUUUGGAACAGAUUCGCACCUUACGAAAAGAAAAUGAAAGGCUGAAAAGGCAAGCUAAGCGAUCAAACCUAACUCUGCGCCGACGGUCUUCUGCCGAGAAAACUCUGGUACCUCCGCCUUUGCCGUCCACCAUGCAUCAACAGAGUCCUUUGGCAACCGAGCCAUCACAUGCAUUGGGUUUGAGUACCAUGUCACCGUCUUCGUACCCGGUAACCGUGUCUCCACUGCUCUCGUCCUAUCCAUCUUCUGCUAGCGACACAACAAUCAACGCCUAUCCUCCGUUGGAUGUGACCACACAGUCUUACGGAUCAACGACUCCGAUAUUUACCAACGUUUACCAACCACCGUCAUCCUUUGCUGAUAUGCUGAUGGGGUAUGCUGCAGCCACCAUCUUACCAAUAACCACGUCUCGAGGAAUACCCAGUCCCUCUCGCACAUUAGCAGUCACGUCAUUCGAUCCAUUGAUCACAUCCGCAUCGAUAGAUCCCCUUUCAAGCAUGCUUUUCGAAUCGAAUUCCUCCACAGCCUCCGGCUUUACGGAUAACACAUACUAAGGAUACCCUAGCUCUGUUCCGAAAUGCCUUGGGAAAACGAUAUGCUUGUUAAAUCACUGAUAUGAACAAUUUAAUAACGCGCCAAAAGAAUCACCUCCACUUGAUAUGGCUUAAUCACGGUUAUGAAGCGCUCCAUGGUCCCUUUUUAAUUCUAUUGUAGAUAACUCUUUUCUUAGCAUGCCUUUCUUUUUUUUUAUAAUUUUUUUUCCCUUUCUUUUUU